This is a messenger RNA of Pisolithus orientalis, 1380 nucleotides long. RefSeq lists its product as uncharacterized. The record is from RefSeq and is a predicted model, not a curated record. The transcript is spliced from 2 exons. The coding region runs from base 142 to 1278 and encodes 378 amino acids. Lineage: Eukaryota; Fungi; Basidiomycota; Agaricomycetes; Boletales; Pisolithaceae.
GCUCUAUGAAAAACGAACAUGAUAUUGCCUGAGACGGGUUUGAUACCGCGUGUGAUGAACUUCGAGCUGUACGUGAUGUGUGCAAGUCGCAACUCGAAAUAGGCAGGACCCCUUUUCCCGUAGUGCCCCUGAUCACAGUAGAUGUCAUCGCUCGAUACCUCACGCAAUGAUGAACCAAGAGGUCAAGUUAAUACCAUAUUACGGGACCUCAGGGGUGAACAUUUUCGGCGUGCCCGAAAUCUGCGGCGGUCACCCGCAACCACUCCACCGUCGGCCACUGUUCACAAUCAACCCACUCUCCCUUUUGAUGUGAUCUUCAGCUACCAAUCCCCCGACGCCAGUGACCGAUCUCAUCAGCAGCGAGACUCACGCAUCGCAGGUCCUAAAGCUCCCCGGAGUUGGCGAAUGCAAUCGUCACCCACCUCGAAGGCUACUGACAUUGAGGGCGUUUCUGGUGACGAAGGCUUUGAUAAGAAUACGCCUGCAUGGCGUGAAAUGGCCCUCGCACCCAUUCUCUGUGAGUGCCCAAUCAACAUGCCAAGCCCACACGACCACGCCCAUUCCGUCACUCUUCCUCCUUUGACCCAACUGUGUAUCCACCUUAUUCUCGCUACCUGUGGGGGUGUGGAUCUCGUUGACCUAGUGCCGGGCAUCCCGGUGCACCUACGGCGAGUUUUGAUGCGCUACGCAGCUGUGCAUAUGCCGCUAAGUGUAUCCGAACUUGAGGCACUCUGCGAUGGGCACGGGUCAGCUACUGGUGACCUGAUCGUGGUUGGUCCUUACGCAUCGCUGCGGCGGGGCUGGUUUCAAAAGACGAUGGAAGAUGCGAGGCCGGGAGAAACUGUACAUGGAUCCUCAGCGCACCUUGCUACAACUGAGAAGUGCAGUGACGAUGUUGAAGAUACAUGGGAUGAUACUCAAUCCCUUGGUACAGAACCAGCACUUCUAACUAGGCUCUGUUUCGUAUCCACGUUGUUGACAGUGCCGACUUUUCUCGCGCUCCCACCAACCAUCACGCACCUAGCCCUCCUCAACAUUCCUUAUCAAGUUCCGUUGCAAAGACUGCCUACCAUAUGCCCACCUCUCGUCUUUCUGGAUUUAUCAUACAACGAUUGGCUCGGCCGUUCUUCUGCCAGAGGAAACCACAUCCUGAUGAGCAUGACAUGGUAUAAGCUGCGUCAUAUCCAGGUACUUGGCCUGAGGGGGUGCCCCGUUGCACCCACUUUGCUCGCUGAAGUCAACUGUGGACAUUGGAAAGACGUUAGGAUCAUCACAUAAAAGAUACUGGUAUUCGAGACGCGUGCAUGUACUGUGGGCUCAAACGCAUUGGAACGUAUGUAGAUCAUGAGAACAUGUGAGAGAAUGUAACAUGCUCCGCGU